This is a messenger RNA of Chrysochloris asiatica (Cape golden mole), 1740 nucleotides long. RefSeq names its product kelch-like family member 30 (gene KLHL30). Gene Ontology annotation, molecular function: protein binding. Lineage: Eukaryota; Metazoa; Chordata; Mammalia; Afrosoricida; Chrysochloridae. The coding region runs from base 1 to 1740 and encodes 579 amino acids. The record is from RefSeq and is a predicted model, not a curated record. The transcript is spliced from 7 exons.
AUGGUGCGCAACGUGGAUAAUCUGGACUUCCAUCUGCCCUCCCAUGCCCAGGACAUGCUGGAUGGCCUGCAAAGGCUGCGUGCGCUGCCCAAGCUGGUUGAUGUCACGCUGCUGGUGGGCGGUCAGGAGCUGCCCUGCCACCGUGGCCUCCUGGCGCUGAGCAGCCCCUACUUCCACGCUAUGUUUGCGGGCGAUUUCGCCGAGAGUUUCUCAGCACGCGUGGAACUACGGGAUGUGGAGCCGGCCGUGGUGGGGCAGCUGGUGGACUUUGUGUACACUGGCCGGCUGACCAUCACCCAGGGCAACGUGGAGGCACUGACACGCACGGCCGCCCACCUCCACUUCCCCGCAGUGCAGAAGGUCUGCGGCCGCUACCUGCAACAGCAGCUCGACGCCACCAAUUGCCUGGGAAUCUGUGAGUUUGGGGAGCAGCAAGGCCUGAUGGGCGUGGCGGCCAAGGCCUGGGCCUUCCUGCGGGAGAACUUUGAGGCCGUGGCGAGAGAGGACGAGUUCUUGCAGCUGCCCCGUGAGCGGCUGACCACCUGCCUGGCCAGCGACCUGCUGCAGGUCCAGCCGGAACAGAGCCGGCUGGAGGCGCUGCUCCGCUGGGUACGCCAUGACCCACCAACCAGGGCCCCUCACCUACCUGAGCUGCUCGGCCUGGUGCACUUGGACUCCCUGCCUCCGCCCUGUGUGCAGCAGCUACUGACCUCAGAGCCCCUGAUCCAGGCCUCAGAGGCGUGCCAGGAAGCCCUGUCCCGGGGCCAUGGUGAGGUGCUGCUGGCCCCCCCACAGAAGCUGGAAGAGGUCCUGGUGGUGAUGGGUGGGCGGGCGCUGGAGGAGGAUGAGGAAGCUGGGGAGGAGCUCGAAGUCCACUCCGGUAACUUCGCCUUCUAUAACACCAAGGCCAAGCGAUGGAUGGCGCUCCCUGACUUCCCCGACUACCACAAGUGGGGCUUCUCGCUGGCUGCGCUGAACAAUGACAUCUACGUCACAGGUGGUUCCAGGGGCUCACAGACGGACACCUGGUCCACCACGCAGGCCUGGUGUUUCCUGCUGAAGGAGGCGGCCUGGAGGCCCGUGGCACCGAUGCUGAAAGCCCGCACCAACCAUGCCAGCGCCGCGCUCAACGGGGAGAUCUACGCCAUUGGGGGUACUACCCUGGACAUGGUGGAGGUGGAGAGCUAUGACCCCUUCACCAACAGCUGGACACCCGUCAGUCCAGCCCUCAAAUACGUCAGCAACUUCUCAGCCGCCAGCUGCCAAGGUCGCCUCUACUUGGUGGGCUCCAGUGCCUGCAAGUACAAUGCGCUAGCUCUGCAGUGCUACAACCCGGUCACAGAUGUGUGGAGCAUGAUCGCCUCACCCUUUCUGCCCAAGUACCUCUCCUCACCUCGCUGUGCUGCGCUGCACGGGGCCCUCUACCUUAUCGGGGACAACACCAAGAAGGUCUACGUGUAUGACCCCAGGGCCAACCUGUGGAGGAAGGUGCAGCCGUUACACAGCCUACAUGAGAACGGGGCUCUGGUGCCGCUGGGGGACGCGCUCUAUGUGACGGGAGGCCGAUGGCAGGGUAUGGACGGUGAUUACCACGUGGAGAUGGAGGCCUACGACCACGUGCAGGACGCGUGGACCCGCCGUGGCGCCCUGCCCCGCCUCUGGCUCUACCACGGUGCCUCAGCCGUCUUCCUGGACGUGAGGCGGUGGACCCAGCCCUUCGGUGUCGCCCCGCAGAACUAG